AUGCGCAGUUCGAUGAUUAAUUGCGAUAAUGCGGAUGCACAUUCGCUGGAUGUACUCUUUGCAACUACCAACCUGGAGCGUGUUUAUCGCCAGUCGAACACUUACUACUCGGAGUGCCUGAAGGAAUCCCUUUUCACCAUCGGCAUUGCCGUAGCGAAAGGUGAUGAAAAACGAAUAAAGCCACGCAAAGCGAUGAGUUACGGAGAUGUGAAGCUGCUCUGGCGUUAUUGUCUACUGAACGAUAGCGAUGCACAGUUGUCCGCCGAGGCUGCAUUUCAAGUAUAUGUGCGUCAAAUGCGUGCCGAUGGAGUUCUGCCCAAAUUAUGUGAAUACCGAAGGCCACUCGUUGAUCAUCUGCUGUUCGACAUAAAAGUCACGAAUGGCUUGACCAAUCUCUGGGAUGUCAAUUGGAAGGAAAGCAAAAACAAUCCCAAUCCGCCAUCGACGUCACUACAAGGAGCAGCAGGGCCAAAAGUAAUGAUAACAACUACGGCUAGUCCAGCUACACCGCAGUCACAAACGACUUAUCUGCAUUUCAUUAAGGACCUGAAUCGUCGUUCCAUCGAAGACGAGUAUUUUCGGCGUAGUGUUCGGAUGCCAAAACGUCUAGUUGUUGAUCUAAACAAAAGAAGUAAGUGGUAA
Molecule: messenger RNA, 642 nt
Organism: Gongylonema pulchrum
Lineage: Eukaryota; Metazoa; Nematoda; Chromadorea; Rhabditida; Gongylonematidae
Source: the annotation of a GenBank genome assembly